UUCCCGGAGAAGGAGAUGAUUUUAGAGAUUCCUGAAACGACAUCACCUGGAUCUCGUUUCCCUCUGCAAAGCGCGAGCGACAAGGACGUGGGCAGCAACGGUUUGCAGAACUACAGCCUCGGGCCCAAUUCCCAUUUCUCCCUCGAUAUCCGAAUCGGGAAAGGUGGAGCAAAGUACGCAGAGCUCGUCCUGGAGCGGCUUCUGGAUCGCGAAGAGCAGCCUCAAUUGAAUUUACUCCUCAUCGCUACUGAUGGGGGCUCGCCACCCAGGUCGGGCACGGCUCAAGUGCGGGUCGUGGUGCUGGAUGCCAAUGACAACACCCCGGUCUUCGGUCGGGAAUUGUACGAGGUGCGGCUGGCCGAGAACAGUCCCCCGGGGCAGCUGGUGGUCAGAGUCGCAGCCGCGGAUCCCGACGAAGGGUCCUACGGGAAAGUGCGCUACAGCUUCAGUCAGAUAUCGGAGCGGUCCCAGCAGCUCUUCCAACUGAACUCUGACACUGGGGAGAUCCAGGUGGCGGGCAACGUGGACUUCGAGGAAGUGGAGCACCACGAGAUAACGGUGAGAGCCACCGACGGCGGGGGUCUGUCUGCGCAUUGCAAAGUGCAGGUGGAGGUGCUGGACGUGAACGACAACGCCCCGGAGAUAACGCUUACCUCGCACUCGGCCUCCGUUCCCGAGGACGCGCCGCCCCGCACCGUGGUGGCCCUGUUGAGCGUGCGGGACCGCGACUCCGGCGACAACGGCAGGACGGAGUGCUCGAUCGACGGGGACUUGCCCUUCAGCCUCACCGCCACGGCGGAUCAGCACUACGAGUUGAGGACGACGGCGGCGCUGGACAGGGAGAGGACGGCGGAGUAUAACAUCACGGUGACGGCCGUGGACUGGGGCCGGAGGCGCCUGAGCUCGCGGUCCAGCCUCUCCGUGCAGGUGUCGGACGUGAACGACAACACGCCCGAGUUCACGCAGGAGGUUUACACCGUGUCGGUGUCGGAGAACAACAGCCCCAUGGUGCGCAUCGGCAGCGUGAGCGCCACGGACGCCGACGCGGGAACGAACGGGCGCGUGAGAUACGCGCUGGUGCGGCAGGAGGGCGCGGAGCAGCCCGCGGUGUCGGUGAACGCCGAGAGCGGCGCCGUCUUCCUCCUGCGGCCGCUGGACUACGAGCAGGUGCGCGCCUUGGAGGUGGCGGUGCGCGCUGCCGACGGCGGCUCUCCGCCGCUGAGCGCCCAGGCGGUGCUGCGCGUGGCGGUGCGCGACGAGAACGACAACGCGCCCGUGGUGCUGCACCCGCCCGCCGAGAGCAGCGGCGCGGCGGCGGGCGAGCUGGUGCCGCGCUCGGCCGAGGCCGGCUACCUGGUGGCCAAGGUGGUGGCGGUGGACGCGGACGCGGGUCAGAACGCGUGGCUGUCGUACGAGCUGUGGAAGGCGACGGAGCCGGGGCUGUUCCGCGUGGGGCUGCACAGCGGCGAGGUGCGCACGGCGCGGGCCGUGGCGGAGCGGGACGCGCCCCGGCACCGGCUCGUCGUGCUGGUGCGAGACCGCGGGCGGCCGCCGCGCUCCGCCACCGCCACCCUCGGCAUCGCCCUGGUCAGCGGCUUCUCCGACGCCCAUUUGCGGGGCGCCGAGGAGGCGCCGGCCGCCGAGCCCGAGGGGCCGCUCACCCUCUACCUCACCGUCUGCCUGGCCUGCGUGUCCGCCCUCUUCCUGGCCACCGCGGGCGCCGCCGUGGCGGCCAAGGUGCGGCGGGCCCGGCGCGGCGCGGCCGACGGCUUGCCCGCCUUCCCGCACUCCGCCCCGACCAGCAGCGCGGGCUCCCUGCCCCGCACCUCCGUCUACGACGUCUGCUUCGCCGCCGGCAGCCUCGACGGAGACUUUCGCUUCCUCGGGCCCCUCCUGCCCUGCUUCCCCGACGGGAUCCCCCCCGGCCCGCCCGAGCAGCGGAGCUCGCUCUGCUCCACAGAGGCGGCCAACCUCGGCGACGACGGCGACCGGGCUGCAGAGGGCAGAGCUCCCGUCUCCGCAGACACGGCUCGCAGACGGGCGGAAGCAGCUUGCACAGCAAAGAAGUGGAAGGAGCUCCUUGGCAAUUCUGAUCCAAACUCUUGUCUCGCCCCUCAGUAAUGUUUUUUGUCAUUCUGACAUGGAUGGAGAACGAGGACUGUGUUGCAUGUUGAUUACCGCGAAACUCGGUGUAUGACUGUGAGAGCCCUGCUGCUUCUAAUUAUUGAGGGAAAGAAUGAAACCUGCAAACACAUCUUCAAGAUAGCUUAUUGUUACAUCACCUUUUCUGUGUUUGUUUUUCUUUUGGAGAGAGCUCUGUAAUCACGUCUCAGUUCUCUGCAGUCUGUUCAGUACCAGGCCAAGCAUAUCUUGAUCAAAAUUAAGUGAUACUUUGAAAGCUGUUCCAUAAUAACAAGGCGAUUAUAUCAGAAACGGCUGACAAUGGCUGUCUUUGCAUAUUUGACCAGGAGGUUACAGAUCCUCCACACGUACACGCUGUACGUUUUCUUUCAUAUCGUAAAUUUCAACAUAACAGCUCCGGAUUGUUAAGUAUUACGUAGUAGAGAAUUAAAAACAGUUUGUGUUUUCCCAGUGAAACAGGCUAGACUGUUUACAAUAAACUUGAGGCACUGUAGAAGACAGGGCGCUAGAGUAGUUUUCUGUUCUAUUUUCCCUUCGUUAAUGGUCAAUGAGGUAUAAAGU
Messenger RNA from Cuculus canorus (common cuckoo), 2703 nucleotides. Its product is annotated as protocadherin beta-15-like. Gene Ontology annotation, molecular function: calcium ion binding. The coding region runs from base 16 to 2121 and encodes 701 amino acids. The transcript has 2 exons. Gene Ontology annotation, biological process: homophilic cell-cell adhesion. Gene Ontology annotation, cellular component: plasma membrane. The record is from RefSeq and is a predicted model, not a curated record. NCBI's taxonomy places the organism in Eukaryota, Metazoa, Chordata, Aves, Cuculiformes, Cuculidae.